Molecule: messenger RNA, 15116 nt
Organism: Cherax quadricarinatus
Lineage: Eukaryota; Metazoa; Arthropoda; Malacostraca; Decapoda; Parastacidae
Source: RefSeq, a predicted model, not a curated record
UCUUUAAUUAUUAUUUGUCGCACUACAUAAGUUGUUAAAUGUUUGAAUCACAGGAUAUAUAAUCUAAAAACUGCAAUAAAUGUUGUAUAUUGUUAGAAAAACAUAUAAUUAACCCACGUUAUGAAGGGAAGUCAAAGCUGCUGUGUGGUGUAAAGUACCAAAUUUUAGAUGUGCCUCACGGGUAUCCCGCUAGCAGGCACCUGCCUCACCACUCUUACUACCUCUGCUGCCAUCACAACCCCUGCCCUCUCCAUAGCUACCACCGCUACCCCCCACCGCUGAUACCACAAGUUUCAAAACCACCAGUGUCAUCCUUCACUCGUCCUGACGCUACACCUUGUCAGAGGAAAAAAAAAUAUCUUCUAUCCUCUAGAGAAGCCAAUGCUGAGUAGUUGGUGAGGAUAAUAGAGUCGACAGCCAUGAUGGAACCUUGAAGUCUUCGGGCCUAAGUGCCCGAGGUGAGGUAGUUAAACAGCACCAGAAGCGGUUGUGGUUGCUACAGCUACUUGUGAGAGAGCAGUCAUUUAUUUAUUCAACAUGUUCCAGCAGUACCUCUACCAUCAUCUCAACACAGUGUCUCCCUCAGCGCUGCUCUUCCCGGCGGUGAAUCCCCGGCGGCGGUUCCUGAUUCACAAAACCGUGGAGGAGAGAUUUCCCGACCUGGCCACCAUCAGCGUAGGUCAGGGCGACCAGCGACGCACCGCUGUUACCUUCAGGAACAACCAGGGAGCCACGACCCUUACACCACAACCCAAGUCAGCCAUCACGCCUCGCCAACACCAGCAAGAGCAACACAAGCAACACCAACCUCAGGAAAAACUGCAGCAAUAUCAACAUCAACAACAACAGCAACAACACCAACAGCAACACCAACAACAACAACAACACCAACAUCAACAACAACACCAACAUCAACAACAACACCAACAGCAACAACAACACCAACAGCAGCAGCAACAACAACAACAGCAACAACAACAACAACAACACCAGCACCAACAGCAAACACAUCAACAGCAACCACAGCAACACCCCCACCAACAUUGGCAGCUGCAGCAGGAGCGUGGCAAACAGCAACACCAGACCAAGCAGCAGCAGCAAGAACAUAAACUACCAAAAACAGGAGAGAAAAGCGGCAUACAUAACAAUAAAGGGGAGAGACGGCCACAACAGAGACAAGGGGUAAAUGAGCAGAUACAACAAGGGCAUGAACUAAUAGAAGAGAGGCAGCAACAAAAACAAACAGAGGUCAAGCAUCAGCAACAACAGAGACCUCAACAACAACAACAGACAGUGUUGCAGCAACGACAGCGAUCUACUCCGCAGCCACAAAGGCCAGAGUGGCAACAGAGUGAGGAACACUUCUCAGAGUGGCGACCACAGCAGCAACAGCAGUCACGUCAAGGUCGUCUUAGGAACAACCGCAGCCGUAGUAGUAGCCAGUCUUUGUCUAGAGGGCGCCAGUCUCAGACACCUGGGAGUGAAGGGAGCAAGAAUAACGAAGAUGUAAAGGAUAACACUGAGGAAGCACAAAACAAGAGGAGAAGGAACAGAAAAAAUAAAAGACACAAAGACAAGGUGGAACAACAAAACAAAAACACGUCGGAACUUCAUAAGAACGAAGAGUGUGAUGUAGAGGGAAAGAACACUGACAACGAAAAUGAAUCAUUUCAAAGACCAGGUGGCACAAAGAGUGAAAAUUGUGUGUUUGCUGGUGGCGAGGCCGUGAAACAAAACGAUGAUUGUGAAUGGAAUGUGGGUGUAAAUAACAUUUUGAGUGAAGGAGGAAUACGAAAAAAGUUGAAAUCGUAUGGUGAAUCAGAAACCCAGGGAAACAACCAAGACUUUUGGAAUAACACCGAAGAAAAGGAUUCCAGAUUGUCUACUGAAUCAUCAAGAAAAGACAUCAGUAAACAGAACCAAUUGUGGCCAUCAUACAGUAGUCCUUCAAGCAGGUGUAAUCUAAAGAAUAUGCCAGUAACCAUGCCUCCAGAGCAAUAUGCUGAUAAUAAUCGCCGUCGUGGUAAAGCAGCUGCUCAGAUCUACAGACCUCCACCAGCCCGUAGCACAAGAGAUGAUGAUACCUUUCAUCAGCAGCAGCAAAAUUCCUGCCAUCAACAACAAUCACAUCAACAAAAACAUUACCAUCAACAACAUCAACAUCAAUUUAAUAUUUAUCAAGAUGAUUCAUACAGAAAUCAUUACCCACAAGAAAACAAUUAUCAGCAACAAACAAACCAUCAUCCAUACCAAAUACCCUCCAGCAGACAAAGAACAGACAGUGAAAGCAGCACAUUGACUAUUGGGGGUGAUUAUCAGUACAAAGGAAGAGGCCGACGACCUGAUCAAGUAUUGUAUGUACCUCGAGGGAGGCGCCAUGCCCCUGGAGAGACUAGUUCAGCACAAGGAACACCCACACACUUGCAUGACUAUGAACACCUUCCUAGACCUCCAUCUCCUACAUUCUCGGUGUGUUCUGUAGCAUCGGAAUUCAGCGGACGAAACAGAUACAAUAAACAGGGAAGCCGUCAAGGCAGUCAGUCAUCAGUAUACGAUGGUGAAACAGAUAAAAUAAAAGGAAAGCCUCCAAUUUCCAAAGGAGACUUUAGUAGAGAGUCAACUCCAGGUUACGGUAGAAGUAAAGGUGGAGGAAGGUUUAAUACUCAAACACUUCAAUUAAUUGAGCGCUGCCUCAAUCAGGACUCUGAAACAAGACAUAAUGAACAUUCCCGUUGGGAAACUGAUUCUAUAAAUAAUUCUCCUUCUAAAAAUAGCAAAUCACUUAAUGGUGGGGGUAGGACUCAAAAGAGUCCUACACCAACCCGAGAGAUCCACAGUGUGCAUAGUAAGGAAAAUGUAAUUCAUCCAGUUGAGUCUAGUCAGCGAUCAAGGAGGAGCAGAAGAAAUCGUAGGAGACAUUCCCAUAGUAGAGAACCUAGUGCUGAUCAGAAUAAUAGUGCAGAAACAAACAUGGGCACAAAAGGGUCUGUAUGUCAUACCUCUAACAAUAGGGAUCAGUAUAAUAAUGGACUAGGGGAUAGAGGUUUUGGUAGUUGUGAAAGAGUCUUUUACAAUAGCAACUUCAACAUAAAUCAUGAACGGUAUGAUCGAGGUUAUGACAAUUAUGAUCGCUACAGUAGUAUUAACAAUAGUCGUACUAAUAGCCGUAAUUCAAGCCGUGAACGAACUCCUCAGCCGAGUCCCAGUCACAACUGGAGAGGAGGCUCGAAUCCAACAAGUCCUGCCAAAGGAAGUUUUGUAUAUUAUCCUAAGAACUCACCAGGUAAACCACCUUCUGGAAGACUUGGUUCUUUACCAAAUGUUUCAUUGGAUUUUGGAGAUGGUACAAGAAGUGCACCAAAUCAUGUUAGUGAGAAAAAUGAGAGAUAUAAUACCUUACCUGUUAAGCAUCACAGAAGUUCUUGCAGUGAUGCUCUUCCACCUGUUGUGGAUUCCAAAAAUUCAGAAAGUAGCAAUAGUUGCAGUAUAUCAGAUAGGAUAGAUCAUAGUUCAUCCAGUGAAAUUAGGCAAAAUGUCUGUGAUAAAAAUGAUCGAGAAAUGUUCAGUGGCAGAUGUCAAGAUAUUGAUAGCAGUCCUGGAAAAGAUAAUUGCAAGAAAAUUGACAACUUAUCUCAAUGUGCUUAUCAGUGUCCAACUUUGAAUGAUAAAAGAUUUAUAUUUAAAGACAUAUCAUUAAAGACAGAUAAUACUGAAGGAAGUGUGACUGAUGAUUCUUCUAGUAAUUCUGCCACCUUAGAUCAUUCUGGAAAAUCACCUGAUUACGCAGAAAAAAAUAUUUCCGAUACCUCAAAUUCCAGUAUCAUAAACAGUCAACCGAGCACUUCUCAUUUUGAAAUUUCCAAUCUUCAGCCAGGUGGAAUAAUUUCUGAAGAGGAAAUCAUCGAUGAGGCUCAGACUGAAGAAACAGUUGUAGAGUCAGUAGAAGAUUCAGCAGAGGAAAUGGCGUCCGACAGUGAUGUCAAAGACAGUCAAUCACAGAUUAAAGAUAAAGGGCCUGAAGGAAAAGAAGAAAAGAAAAACCUGAAGAAGUUUUCCUUUAACUGGGCUGAUGAAGUAGAAGAUUCAUGGGACAACCUUUAUGAUGAUACUGGUGAAUGUCUUGAUCCUGAUAUUAAACGUCAACUUGCUGAUUCAAUUGGCAAUAUUAAACUAGAGAAACCAGCAAAUGAUUACUAUACCUAUCAACCCAAAGAGCCUCAGAUAAAUGAGGAAGAAUAUGCUCAUGUAAUUGAGAUCUAUGAUUUUCCUGUAUCUUUCAAGACUCAAGAUUUGAUGAUGGUUUUCAACACUUUUCAAAAUACUGGAUUUGAUAUCAAAUGGGUGGAUGAUACCCAUGCACUAGGAAUAUUUUCCACAGGGCUCAUUGCUGCUGAUGCUCUAAGUGUUGACCAUCCAUUUUUGAAGACUCGUUCACUUGCUUUAGCCACAAAAUCAUCUAAGGCCAAGGCUAUGCGCAUCACUGAGGCCCUUUUGCCAUACAAGCCACGCCCUGCUACCUCUGCAUCCUUAGCUCGGAGAUUGGUGUCUGGAGCACUUGGAUUGAAGGUGAAUAUUUCUCGGGAGGUUCGUGAAGCAGAGAGACAAAAACUUAAGGAUGCCAAAGCUCGUAAGAAGCUGGUAGCAAAACAGCGACUAGAUGCCUGGGAAGGAACAUUAACGUGACACACUGGAUAUGCUGCUCUUACCUCGUGACUAAUUUAUGUUGACAAUUUAUUGACAAUAGUGAUUACUAAGGUAAAAAGAAUAUGGCUUCUCCAGUGCAUUCAAGAUUUAAUAUAAAUAAAUUAUACAGUUCAACAGUCCAAAAAUUGUGGGCUGUCAUAAAUGAAAUAAUUAGAUAUAUUAAAUUUAUAAUAUAACCUGCAGAUAAUGAAAUCAUUAGUCAUUGAAAUUUGUGUUUUUUAAAGUGUAUCAAAGGAGUGAUAAUGGUAUAAAACAGGAUCUGAAAGGAAUUUUUGUAGAAUUACAAAUAGAUUUUGACUGUAUUCUUCAUGCAUUAGUAAGAAAGCCUUAAUACUAAAUUUACUGUACAUAUACCUUAAUACACCAUACAAGCAUACAUAGGUUUUAUGAUAAAAUCCUAUAUUUAGUGAAGUCCAUAACAGCAUAUGACUUUUAAAGUAAUACAUAGUCUUGAUAUAAAUUUUGUAUAAAAUGAGGGGUUGUUGUUUUAUGGGUCCUAAUUGUACUCAAGUCCUUGAAAAUAGCACGAUGAAAUAUGCUGCUUAAUAAAAUAAUCACAAAAAUUUAUUUACCAGCCAGUGGAAUAUUUAAAGGGCCAGCUAACUACCUCAGUAACCUGAGGCGGACCUGAACCGCAAAUAUGUACCUGCUACCUCAGUGCUCCACUGACCGGUCCAAUACUGCUCCCAGUUAGCAGUUACAAAGAUAUAUAUAGAGCAAGUGCCUGAGGUAUGACUUCCAACAACCCUAUAAUAGGUCUUGGAUCUGUUAUCACUUAUUAUUGUAAUUUUAAAGACAAAAAUGAUAUGUAUUGUGUAUAUAAUUUCUGUUUGAGAUUGCAAGGGCUUAGCUCUAACUCUUGGACAAAGAUUUCUUUCUGUUAAUUGAUGUAUUUUGAUGAGCUUUACUUUUGAAUUUGUAUAUCGUCAUUAUCUUUGUAUAUGGUGACCUAACUCAUUGCACUUCUUUAUUGAGUGAUUGUAUUGUAUACUGUUAAUGGACAUGCAAGAUAACAUUUAUGAAGAGAUUCAGGGAAAAUGGUUAACAGGACUUCAGUCCUGAAGGUGGGAAUGGCAGUGCCCACAAUCUGAAGGAGGGGUGGAGGAUGUUGCAGAGCAGUCCAAAUUGUAAUGUCAGCACACUUCUGACAAGACAGCAGUUAAAUUAAUGAUGGUGAAUGUUUCCUUUUUGGGUCACCCUGCUUUAGCAGGAGAUGGCUGUUGAGACAACAACAAUAAGUUUAAUAACUCUCUCAUUUAGGAUUUUUUUUUCCAGUAUGUCCUCAUCCUGAACUUUCCCUUAUUAAAAACACUACUGUGCCUUGUGAUUUUUUCCCCAUGAUUGUUCCUGUCUUGAUCCAUGCCCAUCCAAUGACAUUAGACAGUUUUAUGGAAUCUUUCCUUGAAGUUUUGAAACAAACCUCUGAUUUUUUUCAAACGUAGAUUUUUUAUAUAUAUACAUAGGGGACUUUAAACCAGUACUGCAUUCUGAAGGAUUAGUCAAAUUGGUGUUUGUGUAUUUUCAAGGUGAAUGGAACUUCUUGGAUUCAGUAAUAUCUACUGCAAAGUCCUUAUAUGGAGUUUGUGUCCACUAGCCCCCUCUUUAGUUAGAAAGCAGAACCAACUAGUUCCCUUUUUUUUUUUUUUUUUUUUUAGGCAUGAAUUUCCACCAGUCCCUCAUUCUUUUGUUCCUUCCCAUAUCAGUCUGUUCCUUGUUUAUUUUAGGUAAUGCCCCUAUGUAUUUUAUAUUUGUUGUGAUCAUAUAUCUUGUCAUUUUUAUUCACGUUUAAUUUAUGUACCUUUCAUCAUUUUUCUCCCUCGGUUCAACAAGAUGUAUAGUGACAGAUCUUUAAUUUUCUUACACUUCUUGUGCUUGAUUAGAACUAACAUUUUAUGAUAAAUUAACCCCAUUUUUUUUUUUUACCUUGUCACUGAUCUUCCACCAAAGUAAGUUGACAAAAAAAAAAAAAAACAUUCAUCAUCAUUCAUUCAAUUACUGUCUUGCCAAAUGUUUGUUGCCUACAUAUAUGAGAUGACCCUCCAACUACAACAUCCCCUUCCCACCACCAGGAUUUGUUUAUAACUAACUGGUUUCAUCUGAAUCCCCCAUAUAAAUGAUACCUAGCUCACACUCAACAGCAUGUCAAAUCACUUACCCUGCUGGAUGCUUUAGUCCCUGCAACAUUAAGCCCUCACUCCAAUCCUUCCUGAGAUACCAUAAUGCCUUUCAUCCUAGAUUUAUACACCUUAAUCAUCCUAUUCUGCUUCAUCCCUUCUAAAUGCCCAAACCACCUCAACAACUUUUCCUUUGCCUUUUGUAUAAUAGCUCUCAGAACCUCACACCAUCUAAUUUUUAAACUUUAAAUUCUUUUCUUAAUAUUCGUACUACACAUUAUUCUUCAAUGUAUCUUCAUUGCCCCCAGCCAUCUUGCUACAAUUUUUAAAGCCUAUACAUAUCUCAUACCCAUAUUAAAGGGCUAGUUUCACUAUACUCUAGUACAUUCCUCUUUUUGCUUCAACACUCUCCCUACCUUUUUGUUCUUCAUUUGUUCUGUGAUUCAUCUCAUCUUUAAUAUCUACUGUACAUUAACUGCUUCCAUCCUACCUCCUUCCACUCUGAUACAUAAUUUUUCAUUGCUAAACUUUACUAUUCUCAUCACCUAACUGUUCUGAGUUUACUUUAUUUCUGAAAAGUUACAGAAGAACUUUGUCAUCAGCAAAAAGUAAUUUCAACAUGUAUCAGAUUCACUGUCUUUUUAUUCCACACCUCUCCCAACACCCUAUAAUGCAGUCGACAAACACCAAGGUGACAUCACACAUCCAUGUCUAAUGCCUACUCCUGCUGAAAAAUGAUCCUUUUCUCUCCUAUAUUCCCUAAUCUGAACCUCCUUUUCUCCAUUAAAACAUCACUGUUUUUAAUAAUAUACUAUAUUCUGUGCAUUUGCAACAUUUGCCACAUUGAUGCCCUAUCUACUCUCACAUUCCUUUCCUAAAUACAUAAAUGCUACACAUAGUUCUUUAUCUUUAUCCAGGUAUAUGCUUCAGUGUAAUUACUUGCUCUGCACAUCCCAUGCCCUUCCUAAAAAACCUCUUCAUUUCUUUGUAGUCUUACUUUCUGUCUUACCCAUAACUCUCAAUAAUUUUACCAUUUACUUUACCUGAUACACUCAAAGAAUAAAAACUAUAUACCCACCUAGUGACACAUUCAUUCCCAAAUACCUAAUACUACAGGUACAGCAUCGAUUUUCCGGUGACCUUUGUCGGUUUAGCGUUUUCUUUGAUUAUAAUAAUUAUAAUAAUACUAUUUUCCAUACACUGAUGGUCUGGAACCAUAUAAAUUUACAAGCAGGAACUUGAAAUUCCUGUGGCAGUGUAUUUACCACCAAACUGUACGUCACUUAUCUAACCCCAAGACCAAGAAAUACUGUGCUCUCUAAAGGCGGAAACAUCAGUAAUCCGGAAAGGCUUUGGAACCAAAGGUCUGGAAAAUUGUUGUACCUGUAUAUGCUUACUUCCUCCAUCAUUAUUAAAUCAAAACCAAGUGCUAAACCCACUAGGGUAACUUUUUUUUUGUCAGUCAUCUUGCUCUUUUAUCACUCAAUGGAGAGGCUUUUAUGUCAGUGAAGGACUUGUGGGUUUUGAUGCAGUGGUCUUAUGUUCUCUUGAGUGAAACCCAAUUACCUCCUAUGUAUGAUUCCCCUGAAUUUAGUGGUUCUUAAUGAUGAUACAUGUAAUUACUUUACUCUUUAACAAGUCAGCUGUCUCCCACCGAGGCAGGGUGACCCAUCAUCAUUCAACUCUUUCACCUCACUCACACAUAAUCACUGUUUUUGCAGAGGUGCUCAGAAUACAACAGUUUAGAAGCAUAUACAUAUACAGUGGUCCCUCAAUAAUCGUCCGGCCUGAAAGUCGUCCAUUUCGGAAAUAGUCCUGUUUUUUCGUCAAAAUAUUGGCUCGCAAAUGGUCCGGUAACUCGCUAAUAGUCCUAAUAGUCCUUCAUCUCGGACGCGUACUCACGCUCUGAGCCGCCUCGGCCUUUCCUUCCCAGCCAGUGUGCCAUUGUUUACCAGUGAGUGACGGUCCCCUCACAUGCUCCUACGAAAUAUUUCAUAAUAUUCCAUUGAUUUUAGUGCUUGCAAGUGCUCUAAAUAAGCUACCAUGGCUCCAAAUAAAACUUCUAGUGCCAGCCCUUUGGUAAAGAAUGUGAGAAACACAUAAUUUAUGAAAAAGUUUGUAGAAAAAUACAAAGAUGGUGGUGGUAGAGUGGAAGCAGUUGUGAUAGUGGUUGAUGAACAUAAGAAAGGAGGAUCACUGCAGCAGGUCUGUUGGCCCAUGCUCGGCAGGUCCUUUACAAUUCAUCCCACUAACGAAACAUUUUCCCAACCCAGUCCUCAAUGCUACCCAAGAAAUAAGCUAUGAUAACUCUAUCCACUCAUUUGGGACUUGCAAAUGAGUGCUUCCACUCUACUACCACCAUCUUUGUAUUUUUCUACAAACUUUUUCAUAAAUUGUGUGUUUCUCACAUUCUUUACCAAAGGGCUGGCACUAGUUUUCUUUGGUAGUAGUGAUGGUGGUAGAAGGUAGUAGUGAUAGUGGUAGAAGGUAGUAGUGAUGGUGGUAGAAGGUGGUAGAAGGUAGUAGUGGGUUCCUUCUUUAGUGGUUCAGCGAUUCUACCAACUCCUCCAAUGUUGUUGGAGUUAUAUAGGGCUACAAAAACCACCGCCGACUCAGCUGCUGCUUCACCACCAUUAUGGACGGCUUACACUCGGUGGCCCUUAUAUACCCAACAACAAACAACACCUCUCGUGACAUACGUAAUGACUUACUUUAUUCAUUCUAGAGUAUAUUCCAUGUUUCUAUGUUAUUAAUAUUGUUUAUUAUGUCAUAUUAGUUGAAUUGUGAUAGAUAAAUAAGCCAUAGAGUUGAUAUUAGUGUCAUAUUCUCCAACAAUAAACUUGCCAUCCCUCUCUCACACAAACAAAUAGACAAUAAGAACAUAACAAUGGAAGAACACUGCAGGUCUACUGGCCCAUAUAAGGCAAGUCCUUAUCAAAAUGACCUCCACCCAAAGCUACCCAAGAAUUUACUCCCGUACCCAAUGAUACAAAUCAAACUCAGCUCCUCCAACUCGUAUAUUUGUCCAAUCUCUUCUUAAAGCUACCCAAGGUCCUAGCCUCGAUCACCCUACUGGUAAGUGUGAUGUUAAAUAAGAACUUAAGAAAGUAGGAACACUGGAACAGGCCUGCUGGCCCAUACUAGGCCGGUCCUUCACAAAUCCAACCCACUAACAGAACAAAUGCUACCCAAUCAAUAAACUCAGGUGCAAGUCCGACUCAAAUCCAACCCCUUUCACUCGUGUAUUUAUCCAACCUAAAUUUGAAACUACCCAAUGUUUUAGCUUCGAUCACCCUACUAGGCAGACCGUUCCACUCAUCAACUACCCCUAUUACCAAUGUUCAUUUAUACAUUUUAUUAGUGCCCUAGAGUCCUUAUGGAGGGGGAUUCCCCUUCCAAAUAACCUCUCUUCCCUCUCUCCUCCUCCCUGUCUUCCAUUCAUCAGCAACAGCCUUCAAUAAAGGUAACUGUCAUGUUGAAUGUUCAUUCUUUUGUGCAUGUAAAUCUAUCUUUUAGGUAAAAAAAAAAUUUUUUGUUGAUACUUCUGGGUGUCUGGAACGAAUUAAUUGGAUUUACAUUAUUUCUUAUGGGGAAAAUUGAUUCGAAAAUCGUCCAUUUCGAUAAUAGUCCCACUUCCAGGAACGGAUUAUGGACGAUUAUUGAGGGACCACUGUAAAGAUACACAACAUAUCCUUCCAAACUGCCAAUAUCCCAAACCCCUCCUUUACAGUGCAGGCAUUGUACUUCCCAUUUCCUGGACUCGAGUCCGACUAUAUAAAAAUAACCGGUUUCCCUGAAUCCCUUCACUAAGUAUUACCCUGCUUACACCUCCAACAGCUCAUCAAGUCCCAAAUACCAUUCGUCUCCAUUCACUCCUAUCUAACAUGCUCACGCACUCUUGCUGGAAGUCCAAGCCCCUUGCCCACAAAACCUCCUUUACCCCUCCUCCCUCCAACCUUUUUGAGGACGACCCCUACCCCGCCUUCCUUCCCCUACAGACAUAUAUGCUCUCCAUGUCAUCCUACUUUGAUCCAUUCUCUCUAAAUGACCAAACCACCUCAACAACCCCUCUUCAGCCCUCUAAUACUUUUAUUAACUCCAUACCUUCUCCUAAUUUCAACACUCUGAAUUUUCUGCAUAAUACUUACACCACACAUUGCCCUUAGACAGGACAUCCCCACUGCCUCCAACCGUCUCCUCGCUGCAGCAUUUACAACCCAAGCUUCAUACCCAUAUAAGAGUGUUGGUACCACUAUACUUUCAUACAUUCCCUUCUUUGCCUCCAUAGAUAACAUUUUUGUCUCCACAUAUACCUCAACACACCACUCACCUUUUUUCCUUCAUCAGUUCUAUGAUUAACCCUUUCAGGGUCGACAGGCCCUCUCAGAGACUUGUUCUCAGGAUCGGCCAAAUUUAAAAAAAAAAAUUUUUUUUUCUUAUGAAAAGAUAGAGAAUCUUUUCCCGAUUAUAAUGACACCAAAAGUAUGAAAUUUGAUGGAAAACUUACGGAAUUAUGCUCUCGCGAAGUUAGCAGUCUCGACGAUGUUUAUGCAUCGGCGAUUUUGCCCACUUUGAGCCCUAUUUUUGGCCAAUUCCAGUGUAGUCAACAAAAAUCAUAACUAUUUUGCUAGAACUCUAUUUUUUCUACCGAAUGAGUACAAGAAACCACCCUCUUGCCAAUUUCACACAAAUUUCAAAAUUGCCAAUUUCCGAAUAGGGUCCAGAAUAAACAAGAAAGACAUUCCUGGCACUAAAAUAACAUUUCCUCUGUUCGUAAGUCAUGUCCCCAUGCCCUUCUUACAUUCUUUUGUUUUCCACUUUGAAUUUUUAUUCUCACAAAAAAAAUAGAAGAUUUACUGUUAUGCAGACUACUGCAUUGGUGUAGAAAUGGUAUAAAUAUUAUCAGCGCACUUGUGAAAGAAUAUUAGACUCGCCAGUUGACGUGUAUUGGACGCAUAGCAUUAUUUGUUUACUUUUGAACUUUGGUAAAAAUCGAACAUUUCUGCUACUUUGAGUGCAAUUUCAAGGUAGUUUUCUUUGUAAAACCAGUCAAAAUCAUCUCAAUUUCUGUAAUAUGUCUUCCAUUCUAUAAAAUGAGACCAGGAAAACUAGAAUACAAUAAUAAAUACCAUACGAAAAUACAGUGCAAAGUCGCUGUUUUAAUCCAAAAACAUGGUCAGUUUUUUUUUUCUCAUUACGCACUGUGUGCUGCAGGAUUUUUUUUAUACCGUGCACACUGACCACAUAGACACAUUCUUUCAUAUGUAGGCCUACCAACUUUCUCUCACUAGAUUUGAGGGCGCUAGCAUUUAGGCGUACUAGUACGUCAAAAACCCUGGUGCGUAAGCCAUACUAGUAUGGCCGAAACCCUGAAAGGGUUAACCUUAUCCUUCAUAUAUCCAUCCGCUGACACAUCAGCUCCCAAAUAUCUGAAAACGUUCACUUCUUCCAUACUCCUCCUCCAAUUUGAUAUCCAAUUUUUCUUUAUCAAAAUCAUUUGAUACCCUCAUCACCUUACUCUUUUUCUAUGUUCACUUUCAACUUUCUACCUUUACACACACUCCCUCCUAAACUCACACACUAACCUUUGCAACUUUUCUUUAGAAUCUCCCAUAAGUACAGUAUCAUCAGCAAAAAGUAACUGUCAGUUCCCAUUUUGUAUUUGAUUCCCCAUAAUUUAAUCCUACCCCUCUCCUGAACACCUUAGCAUUUACUUCUUUUACAACCCCAUCUAUAAAUAUAUUAAACAACCAUGGUGACAUUACACAUCCCUGUCUAAGACCUACUUUCACCAGGAAGUAGUUUUCCUCUCUUCUACACACCCUAACCUGAGCCUCACUAUCCUCAUAAAAACUCUUUACAGCAUUUAGUAACUUACCACCUAUUCUUUUUGUGUUCACUUUUAACUUCCUUCUUUCACUUUUACAGUGACAUCACAUAUCUUUGACUAAGGUUCACCUAACAGGAAAAUAUUCUUUUGCAUAUCCAAACCUGAUCUUCACUUAAUUAAAAUACUACAUGGCUUUUAACAAGUUAUCACUUAUUCAAUGUAUUAUUAACACCAGCAAUAUUGCUUCCCCCUCUACUCAUUGGCUUUUUUCAAAUCUAUAAUAUAAUGACCUACUUCUUUCCCCUUAUUUAAGUGUUGCUUAUUUUGGCUUUUAGUUUAUCCAUAUAACCCAUUUCCUUUCUAAAUCCAGUGUUGCUUUACAAUUGUACUUUCUUUUUUCUGUAUGUUGACCUACUCCCCAGGCUUUCUGAUUUCUUUUCCAUGACUACUACCAUAUUUUAUGGCAUUCAAGUUGCUAUCCCCCUCCCCUCCAAUUGAGUCUCUAAAAUUUACACAGCAUCUUGCAAGGCCAAAGGUUACAUUGCUUAUAGGCCUUGGCCUAAGCCUAGAAAAGUGUUUAGAUAAUAGACAGUAAUCUAAGCCCCUGUAUAUGACCCAAUAUUGAAUCAUGUUAACUACUUUGCAUAAAAUAAUGAAUAAAUAACAAAAAUAAACCUAAAAAUUCAUUAGUGCUUAGCACCUGUAGGCUAAGGUAAACCAGGCAAUGGAGUCAUAUGAACUAUACAAAUACAAAUUUUUAUUUCCUUGCAAGAUUACAAUGAGAUUAUGUAAUUACAGUAAUGAGUUGCUGUGCAGAGAGCCACUGUCAUGCCUUGGCAUUAUGGGGGUCACAAAAUUUAAUGGCUGACUACUUAAUACUAGAGAAAGUGAUCAUAGUUUAAGUUGUACAUUUGUUUUUAUUUAUAGUAGACAUUAAGUUUACUCAAAUUACAAUCUGGGGAUAUUACAUUGGGACAAGUUGAAAGUAUUUUGUAGGUUUUGUAUAUCAGUAGUAAAUACUUAAAUUAUAUUAUGGGAAUAUAACAUUGUGAGUUGUUGAAAGUAGUUUACAGUAAGAGAAUGCUACAAUUGGGUGUAAGGCAGUAUUGUUUUGGGUAGGUAUUUAUACUACAAUGUAGUAUUAAGUAAUGUGUAGUAUCAGGUUAAUCCACCUGUUUACCAUCAAAUAACCCUGUGAUAUUAAAUGUGAACAUUAUCAGAUAUAAAAAGCACAGGUAAAAUUGUGGUACAGGCUGACCCUGCUUAUACAGCUGGUUAGGUUCCAGACUACUACUGUAAAGUGAAACACAGCCUUUUUUCACGUUUAAAAGCAGAUAAAAGUCUGAUAACAUGUUUACACUAUUGUAUAUAAAGUGAGCAGUAGAGCUAGGCCUGAAAAAUGCAUAUACGGUAUACACAUUUACUUAAAAUAUUUUCAUCCUUGUAGUAAGUGGUGAAUAUAUUUAUUAUAGGAAGUCUGAAUAAAUGAGGAAUGGGUAUAAUUGAAAACUGCUGUAUUAGCAAAACACUGUAAAGCAGGGCCCUUCUGUAUGUUAAAAAGGGUUCAAGUAACGCUAUAUACUGGUAUACGGUAGUAAUACACAAGCCGCCAUUUGCACACACUGGGUUUGUUUUGGUCAUGUUGCAGUACAAAUGUACUCAUUAAAUAUUAAAAUUAAACUUUAAAACAUAAAACAUGAAAUAUUUUUAAAAUGCACGGAAAAAACUCGAAUCAGCAGCAGUCCUAGCCGCAGACACAUCCACUUGCACGCAUUGAGAGAGUAAGUAGAAAGAGAACAUGGCCAGUCACAACAAGAAACAGCAGAUCUUGAAUAACUGCCUGUAUACUGGUUAGCAAAAGUAAUGCAUAAUGUGUUAUUUUUAUAACUAAUAGCAUUAGUGCAUUUUUUAGCAGUUUCACAUAAAUUUAGUUUGUUUUUGCCACAUUUUAUGCAAGACUAGCUCUAUUUGAAAAUUUCAUUCGGCACCUCUGCCAUUUAGCUGAAUCACUGGUAAACAACCACAACAAACCUUCAACAGGUGUUUUUACAUGUAAUUCCUCAGGCUUAACAUAACAUUAUUACCGUGGAUACGGUUUAUCUUUUUUUCCCCAAAACAAUUUAGCCUGUGAGAAUUAGGGGGGGGGGGUGUCAUCCUAGACAUCAAGAGCAUCUUGUCUGCCAUAAAAUACAGUAAUUCUCAACAAAAUUGGCCUAAUUUUUUCAUGUGCUCUUCUUUGUACUGCUUCAUAGCUCUUUAAUUUCUCCAUAUUAUCUGCUUUUUAUCAUUUUUACAUUGUUAAAACCUUUCCUAUAGUUACCAUAUCUCCCUUUCCAGUUCACCUCAUUAUUAUGUUAAUCCCUUUUUCCUCCCUCACACACUUUAGCAUUACACUUUUAAAUCCACAUUAUACCUCUGAUGACCUCCCUCAUAACUCUUACCAUCCUUUUGACAUUAUUCUCCUUGUA